AUGAAGCACGCCGGCGACUUCCACGUGGACGUGGCAAACGGCACGGCCCGGGCCAUCGCGGCCGUGGCCGGCGACGGCAAGCUGCUGAGGCUUCCGAUCCGAGAGACGGGCAAGUUCUCUCUCGGCGGUGGAUAUAAUUUCGACGAUACGGUAUCUUUGCAGCACUUGGACGGCCACUGCCUGGCCGCGAACAGCGAUGGCGGCCUCUCCUUGGCGAGCUGCGAUGCGAAGGACAUGACACCCCGGGCGCGAUCUUCACUCCGAUCAUCGUUCUUGAUGAGGGUACCGUUGCCUUCAAGUCGGCGCACGGACGCUACAUCACUGUGA
Prorocentrum cordatum is the source of this 327-nucleotide messenger RNA. The record is from the annotation of a GenBank genome assembly. Lineage: Eukaryota; Dinophyceae; Prorocentrales; Prorocentraceae.